Molecule: messenger RNA, 2754 nt
Organism: Xyrauchen texanus (razorback sucker)
Lineage: Eukaryota; Metazoa; Chordata; Actinopteri; Cypriniformes; Catostomidae
Product: fibroblast growth factor 22-like
Exons: 3
Coding region: 336-986 (216 amino acids)
Biological process (GO): positive regulation of cell population proliferation; positive regulation of gene expression; regulation of cell migration
Cellular component (GO): cytoplasm
Molecular function (GO): growth factor activity; fibroblast growth factor receptor binding
Source: RefSeq, a predicted model, not a curated record
CACGGGCUCCUAUGGCUCAGUCAAGUUUGACUGAGUGUCCUGAACACAACAGGAAAAUCUGAGAGGAUACAGAAGUUUGUUUGGAAUGGAAUUGAAAAGUUUUUACUUAUUCUGAAGAACAAGACUGGCAGCAGUAAACACAGACAGCUGGUAACAAGACCAAAGAGAAAUACUCACUGGCUUUAAUCAUUUGAAAGGUUCCUGGGAAAAGGAUCUGUUACCCCCCUCUUUUCCCAUGUUCCUGCGUAGAAGGUCCAUGUGAGGCAGAGUGCCCAAAGAAGACCAGCAUCAUGCCGAAUACUUGUGCAAGGGUCACCUUGGGAGUCUGACCAACCAUGUGCGAAUGGACACCCACCACCGCUGGUCUCUACUCUGACCUCACCAUAACUGGCUCAGCCCUCCAUGGGCUGCAACUUCAUUCUUAUCCUUUUCCCCUGGUAUGCUUGUCUCUGAUCUUUCUGGCUUGCUCUACUCUUGGAGGUUGCCCACAUGCACUGGGGCAUGACCCCUUUCAUGUGCUGGCACUGGGUACGAACUGCUCAUGGACUCUGGAGCGGCACACACGCAGCUAUAACCACCUAGAGGGUGACGUCCGCCUGCGACGCCUCUACUCCGCCAACAAAUUUUUUCUCUGCAUCGACAAGACGGGCAAGGUGGAUGGCACCCGUCGGAAGAAUUACGCUGACAGUCUGAUGGAAAUCCGAUCAGUCAGUGUGGGAGUUGUCGCCAUCAAAUCUGUCAGCACCGGCCUGUACUUAGCUAUGUCCAAAAAAGGCACGCUCUUUGGAUCGGUCAGAUACAACACCAGCUGCAAGUUCAAAGAGCGCAUUGAAGAAAAUGGCUAUAAUACCUAUGCCUCCCUACGCUGGAAGCACAGGGGGAGGCAGAUGUUUGUGUCGCUGAACGGCCGAGGGAAACCACGUAGAGGACACAGAGCUAGACGGAGGCACCCAUCGACCCAUUUUCUACCUAUGCUCCCCACAUAGCUGCACUUUUCUUUAUGAGGAAGACUAUUCAAAUCAUGGACAUAAUUUCAGCCCAUCUACCCCACAUAUUUACAUUUAUGUGCAUUUGAUGGGGACUUAAAUGUUAUUAAGUUCUGGAUUGUCUGCUUUUACUUUUUUUUUUAUUCAACUGAGUUGGUUGUUCAGAAAUAAUAUUAACAAAAAGCUCUGGUACACAAUGAUGAAAAUUCUCCAAACAUAACGUUGAAAUGUAAUUAUUGAUAUUUGGUUUUUGCACAAUUAUGUUGUCUAUCCAAUGUGUAUAGUUUAAGGGCAUUACUUCCAAAUUGACUAAAAUGGUAAAACAUAUGUUAAACUAAAAAGACAAUGUUAAGAUACACCAUUUGAUUGACACAAUGGUGGAAACCUUUGGAGAACCUUUAGUCACCCUUUCAAAAAUGGCAGUUUUCUGAGGAACUCAAAAAAUGGAACUCGUACACUCACUGAGCACUUUAUUAGGAGCACCUGCACACCUACCUAUUCAUGCAAUUAUCUUACAAUUGUAAAAUGAAGUACAAUGCAUAAAAUCAAGCAGAUAUGGGUCAGAAGCUUCAGUUAAUUUUCACAUCAACCAUCACCCACCCCCGCUGUAUGCACACACACACACACGCACACUGGAACCACCUGGAAGCAUCCGAGACACCAAGGCAUUUUGAGGACACAACAUUGUUUGAGGUAAGUAACGUUAACUAAUGUUACAAAAUCCAUUGCAGUUAUCUACUUGUCCAAACACAAUUGCAUCUUUAUCAGUGUAUGACAGCAAACAGAUAACGUUACUGUAGAUUAUCAUUGAUAAUAAUGUUAAUCUAACGUUAGCUAAUUAAGGCAACAUUAACGUUAUCAAACGAAGUUAGCUAUCAGUCUCCUUGCUUAUGUCGACUGACACAUUUGGCAGCUUGUCAUGAAAAACAAUGUAUUAUGUAUGUCACGUUAUAUUUAGCUAGCUAACGUUAGCUAACUAUCUAACAUUAAUGUUAUUACCAGCAGCUCUGGAAACCUGGUAAUCAUCACAAUUAAUUUCUAUACAACCAAUGUGUUUAUGAUUAAAUUACUACUAUAGCACAAAAAUGUUUACAAGAGCACAAAGUUCUUCUUAGAGCUAGCCUUUUAAUUUUGCUCUCAAAGUGCACCAGAUUGAUGCAUUUAACUUUAAAAUGUACAAAAUACUAUUACAAAGGAGCAUGCCCCUGGACCCCCCUAGAGGGUCCGAGGUCCACCCACCAGUCUCACAAAAUCAUGUGGGAAACGCUGAACGUCAUUAUAAACGAUAGGAUUUGAGGCACUUUAACUAUAUAUUGAAGUUCUGUCAGUUCACAAUAGGAUAUUUGAGUGCCUAGAUAUUCUCCAGAGGGAUCCACAAGUGAUCUAAUAAACUCCAAACAGUGCUUAUAGCUUUUAAUUUUUAUUGUAAUAGUCUAUGGCCUUAGAAGCUACCAGUCUUCAAUCAGUCCUCAACAAUGGAACUUCACUCAGAUAUUGCUGAUUCCAUCCUGUUAGCAUGCAACAAGGAUCAUCAUUAAUGAAGAACAAACACAGAUAUGGUUACCUGAGUCCCCAUCGCAGAUGGACAAUCCAUUAGACAAGAAGUCACAUUCAGCAUUCAGAAUCUAUGACAUGCAAAUAAAUUCAUUUCUCAGAUUUCCUUUUAGCAUAACAGACUUCCUGUAACUCUCUGAAAAUCUGUUUUUAUACCCAUACUGUAUGCUCUUACUAUGUCACAUUAACAUAUCUUUUUUCACAACUUGUUGCA